Molecule: messenger RNA, 798 nt
Organism: Durusdinium trenchii
Lineage: Eukaryota; Dinophyceae; Suessiales; Symbiodiniaceae
Source: the annotation of a GenBank genome assembly
AUGGAUGAGCUACUCUUGAGCCCUGACAAAGCAUGGAAGCUGAACCUUGUUCUGCAGCGACUCUAUCUCAUGGGUGCUCCGAAGGUUUUGAUGGCGUGCAUCAUCCUGCUCACGGCAAACUCGAAAUUGGACACAUUCACAGAGGGAAGGAUAGAAAACAUUAUUGCGCAGAAGAUUCCUGAGUUCAUCACGUCGUGCGAUAUGAGGACCACGCUAUUGAUUUUGGCCGUGGUUGCUAUGGGAGGAAGUUGGAUGCUUGAACAGCCAAGAAGCUCGCUCCUAACCUGGCAUCCUAGAAUCAGGCUUUUGUGGAGACUCCUACCCAAGGUCUACCAAGCGAAGUGGUGGGCUGGAAUGUACGGUGCUCCGACAUGGAAGAGGCACAUUGGUUGGAGCAGUUCCCCCACAAUUCAAUGCUUGGACUUGGGCCGUUUGUGCAAAAAGUACAAAGACACGAUUGCCAAGUAUGGUGUAAAGAGCACCAAGCAGUACAAGUCGAAGACCGGUGUCAAAAGGUUUGCUGGCUCCAAAGCAUUGAAGUCAACGGGGUCUUACCCUCCAAAGUUUGGACUUCGAUUGGCCAGGCUUUACCCACGAUUCAUCCGCACACGUCCUCGCUUCUGGGCUCAUGUGGAGGAGAACAACUUGAACUUUGGCAUCGAUCUCUUCGAAUCCUUGCCGUGGCAUGAUGUGGAUUGGUGGGUGGACGCCAGAAUGGAAUCAGUCUUUCGCUAUUUGCGGGGGAGUCAUGAUUUGAAGUUGGGGGGCUUGAGGUCCCUUUUUCCAACUGAAAUUUAA